Messenger RNA from Centrocercus urophasianus (Greater sage-grouse), 3804 nucleotides. It is a transcript of the gene GGT7, whose product is annotated as gamma-glutamyltransferase 7. The record is from RefSeq and is a predicted model, not a curated record. Gene Ontology annotation, cellular component: plasma membrane. The transcript has 15 exons. Lineage: Eukaryota; Metazoa; Chordata; Aves; Galliformes; Phasianidae. The coding region runs from base 1 to 1992 and encodes 663 amino acids. Gene Ontology annotation, molecular function: glutathione gamma-glutamate hydrolase. Gene Ontology annotation, biological process: glutathione catabolic process.
AUGGCGGCGCCCGAGGCCGAGGCGGCGGGGGGUCGGCAGCGCGCGCUGGGCGCCUACUCACCCGUGGACUACAUGAGCAUCACCAGCUUCCCCCGGCUGCCCGAGGAGGAGGCGGGCGGCGCCGCCGAGGGCGGCCUCCGCGCCCGGAAGGAGGAGGACGCGUUCCUGGGCGAGCAGGACACGGACCCAGACUCCUUCCUGAAGUCCGCGCGCCUGCAGCGCCUGCCCUCGUCCUCCUCGGAGAUGGGCAGCCAGGAUGCGUCCCCCCUGCGAGAGACCAGCAAGGACCCCUUCUCUGCAGACUGCAGCUGCCGGCAGGACGGGCUGACCGUCAUCAUCACUGCCUGCCUCACCUUCGCCACAGGGGUCACGGUGGCCUUGAUCAUGCAGAUCUACUUUGGAGACCCUCAGCUCUUCCAGCGUGGGGCUGUGGUGACGGAUGCUGCCCGCUGCACAGCACUGGGCGUCGAGGUGCUCAGCAAGCAGGGCUCCUCGGUGGACGCAGCCAUCGCAUCAGUGCUCUGCGCAGGAGUGGUGAACCCCCACACCUCAGGCAUUGGCGGGGGUGGGGUGAUGCUGGUCCAUGACAUCCGGAAGAACCAGAGCCAGGUGAUCGACUUCCGUGAGGUGGCUCCAUUGGGCAUCCCGCCGGACAGCGAUCUGCUGAAGGACAGCAAGCCAGGUUUGCUCGUGGGGGUGCCAGGCACGCUGCAAGGCAUGCACCGGGCACACCAGCUGCAUGGCAGGCUCCCCUGGUCACAGCUGCUGGGCCUCGUGGCUGCCGUUGCCCAGGAUGGAUUUAACAUCACGCACGACUUGGCCAAAGCUGUGAGUGAGCUUAAAGACCUGAACUGCUCUGACAAGUUUCGGGAGACCUUCCUGCCGGAUGGCCAGCCUUUGUUGCCUGGCAUGUUUGUGAGGCGCCUGGACCUCGCAGCUGUCUUGGAGCUAGUGGGAGCAGAAGGGACUUCAGCCUUCUACAGUGGAAACUUGAGCCGGGAGAUCAUCUCUGAGGUCCAAAACUAUGGAGGAGUCUUGGAGGAGGAAGACUUCAGCAAUUACAGUGUUACAGUGGAGAGUCCCGUCCACACGAUCUACCGAGGUCAUCUUGUUUUGAGUCCCCCCCCUCCACAUGCAGGUCCUGCUCUGAUCACAGCACUGAAUAUCCUCGAGGGCUUUAACAUCACAAAUCUAGCACCCAGGGGGAACAUCUUGCACUGGAUUGCAGAGACAUUAAAAAUCGCUCUGAGUCUAGCUAGCAACUUGGGAGACCCAUCCGACGAUGCAUCCAUUGUUCGCGCUGCAGAAGGCAUGCUGAGUAAAUCAGAGGCUGAUUCCCUGCGCCAGCUGAUAAAUGAGUCCCAGCCCUUCUCAUUGGAUCUCCGCCUGCCUCACUUCUCUGUGGAGAGCGGAGCCGCUGCCAGCCAGGUUCUCGUCAUGGGACCCGAUGACUUCAUUGUCGCAGUCGUAAGUUCUUUGAAUCGCCCAUUUGGUAGUGGAAUAAUGACAGCCUCUGGAGUGCUCCUGAACAGCCAGAUGUUGGACUUCUCCUGGCAAAACAAAACAACAAACCACUCCAUUCCCAGGCCGCAAAAUCUCAUCCAGCCUCGGAAACGGCCCCUGUCUUUCUUGUUGCCCACCAUCGUGAGGCCAUCGGAGGGGAUGUGCGGAACGUACCUGAGUCUGGGAGCUAACAGUGGGGACAAAGCCUUGAGCGGCAUCGUUCAGGUCUUGGUAAACGUGUUAGCGUUCAACAAGAAUCUGAGUGAAAGUUUGUCUCUUGGUCGUCUUCACCCACAGCUUCAGUCCAACACCUUGCAGGUUGACAGUGAAUUUUCUGAAGAAGAUAUUGAAUGUCUCGUAGCCAGGGGCCAUGAAGUGGAUAAAGUCAAAGUGCUCUCCCUGGUCCAUGGGGCCAGGAGAACCAACAGUUUCAUCAUCGGCCUGAAGGACCCCAGGAGCAUGGAUGCUGCUGGAGCCACAAUAUUGUAGCACCUCUCAGACAACUUAUUCACUGAACAAGGCUUUAGACACAACCCCAGUGAUGUGCAUGUUCUGAAAUGGUCCCCUCCUGCUCCCCAGAGUGGGAUCACUGCAUACACACACAUACAUCUUCAUCGCUGAGCAGACGUCCUGCGUUCCCUACCCAGGAUGGCACAGGAGGUGUUAAUGGUGCCGGCACAACAUCCCUCUGAUGUUUUUUUCUUUUAAAAUAAUUCGAUUUGCAAGCAGCUCUGUCACUGCUAUAGGAUCACAGGGAGUUUUUCUUUUGGCACCAUCUUAUCAUUCAUUCCAGCCUUUUCAAAAGCCCAGCUCUAGCCAACUGCACGAUUUUAGUGAGCAGCAACAUUAGCAAAGGAAACAGUGACAGUAAAAAACAGCUGCUGAUAAUACUGUAAUCUUCAUCUCCUUUUCUUUCCCAAAUUCAUUAUUUGCCUCUUCUGUGAAUCAGCAGUUAAUGCAGCCUAAUGUAGUGUUUGUAGGUGCCUGUAGCUGGAAUAUCAGGGCAUCCUUUAAUGUUGUGUGUGGGCUGGCUGGCUUUUGCCAGCAUGCAGCCUCCUGUGUUAGAUCCUUUUCUCACAUCCCUGGAAACCUUGAAUUUUUGGAGUAUUUUGAAUCACUUCUCUGUGCAGACACAUUGGAGUCUGACUUUGAACCAGUCUGCCUCUUCACUGGCAAACGAGGACCCCAAAUUCACUGCUGUUGUUCCCAAAAGAAGCUGUCCCACCAUGCAUUUUGUAACAAAAACAAUGGUUUUCAACUUUUAACAACUGGUGGACCCCCCCCAGUAAUUUUCUUACAGUUUUCUGGCCUCUGCAGAGAUUUUAAGCUUAGUGAUAAUGGGUUUAUUUUUCUUUGAUACUUUUUGGAAAUAUCUUCAAAGUACUCUGCAGGCUUGUAAGAAUCCACAGAGCACAGACUGAAAACUGCAUGGAAACAGUGUAGGUAGAUUCGGGGCUUUCCUUACACGGCCUUGUCUCAGCCUGCUGUGAAAGCCUAAGUUGUAUAGUCCCUACAGAGAGGCUUAGGGUUUUCUGCAUGCUAAAUUCACGCCUGUACUUCAGCUCUGGUGGCUCUAUUGGAAAAGCUGUGGAGAGAGAAAGGGUCCAAUGCAAAGCAAAGACCACUGAGAUAAUUUUCUGUCUGUAACAAGAAAUACAGAAUAUAAGAAUACCUCUGCAUUUCUUGUCUGAAAGAGAAUGGAGAAAAUACCACAUCUGUUUGCUGCACCAUUGAAUUCAGUCCACGCUGGAAUGUUUCCGUCUAUUUUUUUAACUAACAAGUUAGAGAGAAACCCUUGGCCGUAAAAAAUUCUGGAAUCAGAUACAUUUCCACAGCAAUGCUUUCCUUCACAUUGCAAAUAUGCCAAUGGCUGCUGCAGGCAUUCCACUCGUGUGCUGCCUGUGGCUGCCUCAGCGUGCCCCUUGGUGACACAGCUGCCCCAGCCUUCCUGCUGAGGAGCCCCACAGACACUGCUCCACAUGUAGGGCUGUGCCCACACAGGCUGGCACAGGGCGCAGGGAGCACGCAGGGUGCUUGGAGGUGGUCAGGAAACUACCAGAGAGAAUUGGAUUAAUUGUUCCUGACACCUACCGGCCGAGUGUCCCAAAGCAUCUUACAGUAGGUCUGGCACAUUUUGCUGUGGAAGGAGAGGGGUGCUUUUCUGCUUUGCUGAAAUGCGGCCAGCCAGGAGGCAGCCACUGGCAGACAUCAACGCCAACAGUUCUUUCUGUUAGGAAACACAGAAUCAUAGAAUGGCCUGAGUUGAGGAGGAGCACAGUGACCAUCCAGUUCCAACCCCUG